AUGCACAACAAGAAACAAACAAGAAUGGACGAAACAGAGGGUAAAGAGUCAAGUAAGGCCCCGGAAAAGGACGGAUCUGUAUCCAAAGAUACACUAACAAUGGAACAUAGCGUUUUGUUCGAGUGGAAUAGCGUGGAUUCGGCGCUAAAUGUGCCCUCGAUGGCCCAUGACAAGAUCAAAAAGAUAUGCAUCUUCGACUUUGACAACACUUUGUUCAAGUCUCCAGGCCCAAACCCGCACUUAUACUCGCCAGAGUUGUAUAGGGCAUUGUUGAGCCCACAUGUGUUCAGUAACGGGGGCUGGUGGAGCGAGCCUCGGUUCUUGGGGUCGCUUAUCGAUGAGUUUUUGGACCGUUCCGAUGAGGUCGAUGACUCUGUUUAUUGGAACCGGGAGAUGGUUGAUGAGGCUAGGGAGUCGUGGUCCCACAGGGACGAUGGGACGUUGACUAUUCUGAUGACUGGUCGGAAAGAGCUGUUGUUCAGCGGGUUGCUGUCGAAGCUCGCGCACGAAGAAGUGUUUGGAGAGCCGUUGCACUUCCACGGCGCGUUCUUGAAACGGCAAGGGUAUGCGACGACCAUGGCGUACAAGUGCGCGUGCUUGCGGUCGCUAUUGGACUACUACUCGAAUGCAGAAGAGGUUGUGAUGUACGAUGACCGGAGGCAGCAGCUCGAAGGGUUCGAUGUGUUUUUCAACGAGUACCGGGAAGCAAGAGCCUUGAGCCGUGGCCAGGGCCAGGGCCACAGUCUCAAGCACACGCUAGUAGCGGUAGAGCCAGUGAUUGACUACUUGGCGCCCGCGAAGGAGAUAGCUACGGUUGCCGACAUUUUCCAGGAACACAACAACGAUGUGGAUUGCAAGAUGCAGGGGUUGAAGGGAAUGAUCCACGGUCCGAUAUGUUCGCUCAAGUUCCAGAUGGACCAUCUCACGCUAACUACCGAGAAGACCGAGAGCCCGCGACAGUACCUGCUGUUGGACUGCAGGGAGACACACAAGCUGAGGCUCUUGGUGGAGAAGAUGGGUGAGGACACGAACAUGGUGUAUCCGUUUUCGCUGCCGGUUGUAGUGGCCUGUCCCGACUCGAGUCAGCAGCAGCAGGAGGGUCCUGAGCAGAAGAUAGAGACACCUGAGCAGCAGCAACACAACCACCUCUCGGUACCUGGCCCCAAGAUCGUCACCCCAGACGUCUCCACCGACGACUUCCAAGAGCUGAUGGCCCAGCCGGACCGCGUGUUCCCGCACGAACCCAUUGAAUGGUCCAUCCACGAAGCACUCGUCCUAGACUCCAGAAAACUAGCAUUCACAGUAACCUCUGCCCAGAAACAAGGCAUGCACAUCCUCUUCACCUGCCCCUACAACGACGCCGACAUCCAGGACGUCAAGAACACCGGCAUGCCUCCACACAUCAACCAUUCGAUGCCCACUUUCACAGCAGUCGCCGUGCCCCGCUACACCUACACAAGCGAGCCUACCACCGGCCCUGCUACUACUACUACAUAUCACUAA
Messenger RNA from Kluyveromyces marxianus DMKU3-1042, 1503 nucleotides. RefSeq names its product HAD domain phosphoesterase family swiss army knife RNA repair protein. Bases 1 to 1503 code for a protein of 500 amino acids. The record is from RefSeq and is a predicted model, not a curated record. The transcript has a single exon. Lineage: Eukaryota; Fungi; Ascomycota; Saccharomycetes; Saccharomycetales; Saccharomycetaceae.